AUGGACAAGUUGAAGAUUCAACAGAAGUCGCGCACUGCGCGCAACAGGCUUGCUGAAGCUGUAUCGCGAGGAAAUGGCACCGGUUCCCUUGCUGUUCCCCCUUCGACACUUGCGAUCAACGACAACGCUAGCACGACCGGCGUGAAUGAAGGCUUCCCAGGCCAGUCCGCUGCACGCGACUUUGCAGUUCCAGAACGCGUACCGGUACCACAGCCAACCAUUGAGCCUCCGACAUCUCUGCAAUCCUCAGUAGACGCCGGCAAGCGCGUGCCUGUGCCUCCGCCUAAAGAUGUUCGAACGCCAACGAAACGAGGCAUUGGUAUUCGGCGGAUGCCUUCCUCAGCCACAAUAAACCAAUAUGCACAAGCCACGGAUCCUUCUUCACAGCGAGUCAGUCAACCUCUAGACACCUUAGAAGAAGGCCGGGAACUUGGAAGGACGCCAUCGAAAUCAACUGAUUCGACACUCACCCAACCUGAACUCAGUAGGCUGAGGAAGGUCAAGAGCGCCAUACAGACGAGAGUGCCGUUCUGGAACAGCCCUAGCAGCAAGGAGAAGGAGUCUCCCGAGCCCCUUGAUCCGUCUACCCAGGGGUCUGCAGAUGUAGGGAUGGACUACACAUCUGGGAUGGUAGAUGUAUUGGAUACGAUUGAUCCUGAGGUUGCGACUUUGACAUCUUUGACCAACUUGCAGAACUCAUUGUUCGUGCCCAACUUGCCCUUCUUCAAUCGGCGACCGACCUACAACCUGCGACGUGCUCCGAGUGAGACUGCAAGUCUCGAAGAGAUCAACCGCAUCCUGGGUCCAGCGCACGCAGCUCAAGCCGAAGCACAACUGCAGCCACCUCCUAGGUUGCAGCGCACAGAGACUGAGGGCACAACAACCACUCUGGCGACAAUCGAUUCGCAACUGAGCGACUCUCGGUAUGCUGUUCUUCCGCAUGGCACUUCCCUGGAAGGCUGGAGCAAGCAAGACAAGGCAGAGGUGAACGACCAUGUUCGACACAUGCUUCACUCGAAGCGCUCGAAGUUCAAGCGCACAAUGAGAGGUUUCGGUCAGUAUGUCAAAAGACCCUUAGGCUUCUUGGUCACGCUGUAUGCCACGCUCAUCACCCUCUUCGGUCUUGCAUGGGUGCUGUUCCUGAUCGGUUGGAUCAAUGUUGGAGGUCAACAAAUCUACGUGGUCCACAUCAUCGACAGUGUCCUGGUAGCUCUCUUCGCCAUCGUUGGAGAUGGUCUUGCUCCUUUCCGAGCCAUCGACACGUACCACAUGAUCUACAUCGCUCACUACCACCACUACACAUGGUCUCGCAGAAAGAAGGACAUGCUUCCAGCGCUACACGAUCAGAACGAUCUUCCAUCUGGCAAUGCACCCAUUACUGGACCGCGCAUGACUGACCCUGAGGAUCCCGAGAAGCAGUGGGAGUUCACUGUCCUGACACCUAAGCAACAGGAGAAGCUCGAGCAUCACCAAGAGAAGUUCUGCAAGUCGCAUUCAUUCUACAAGCCUCAUGAGACCGAGACGCACUACGCCUUCCCACUUCGUUUCCUGGUUGCCAUCGUGGUACUUCUGGACUGUCACUCGCUUCUCCAGAUCUCACUCGGAGCCACCACAUGGGGCAUCUACUACAAGAACAGACCAUUCGCCAUCACCACCGUCAUCCUGAUCUGUUCCAUCACCUGCAACGCUACCGCAGGUCUACUCAUCUGGCUUGGCGAUAAGCGCACUAGGAAGACGGAUGUGCUCGAGCGCAUGAAUAGACAAGAUCUGACCGAGGAAGCCAUCCAGAAGGUUGAGAAGAAGAAGGAGCGCGAGAGCGAGAGCGAAGGAGAUGAGCUCACUAAGAAUGAGCGGAAGGGGCGCAUGAGCCUUGAUAUGAUCAGGAAGAAGACACAGGGCAGCAGCAGCGAGAAGAGUGGAAAGCGUGGUGAGCCACAGCCGACUGCGCAGAACCCGUACCCUUGAGGGUCAACGAUUUGCAUAUGCCUUUCGAUUUAAUCUUUUGCAGCGUUUUAGCGGAUACCAUUUAUCUCCUGGCUACAACAUAGCAUUUUCUGGACGUUUAAUGAACGAUAUACAAUUUGAUGCCCUUCGGAUGGUUGCGUGUUCUCUUGUUUACACUCGGAA
This is a messenger RNA of Macroventuria anomochaeta, 2127 nucleotides long. RefSeq lists its product as uncharacterized. The coding region runs from base 1 to 1965 and encodes 654 amino acids. The record is from RefSeq and is a predicted model, not a curated record. NCBI's taxonomy places the organism in Eukaryota, Fungi, Ascomycota, Dothideomycetes, Pleosporales, Didymellaceae. The transcript is spliced from 3 exons.